Molecule: messenger RNA, 2079 nt
Organism: Colletotrichum chrysophilum
Lineage: Eukaryota; Fungi; Ascomycota; Sordariomycetes; Glomerellales; Glomerellaceae
Product: Acetolactate synthase, mitochondrial
Exons: 5
Coding region: 1-2079 (692 amino acids)
Biological process (GO): L-valine biosynthetic process
Cellular component (GO): mitochondrion; acetolactate synthase complex
Molecular function (GO): thiamine pyrophosphate binding; acetolactate synthase activity; magnesium ion binding
Source: RefSeq, a predicted model, not a curated record
AUGAUGCUCCGAAGCCGCCACGCCACCCGCGCCCUCAGGGCCGUCAACACCAGAAGCGCUCCCCGCGCUGCCACUGCCUCUCCCGCCAUUGCUGCCCUUCAGGCUGCGAAGCUUCCCUCUGGUUUGAGGAAUAAGGCUACUUCUGCUUCCUCCCCCGCUCCUGAGGUUCGCGAAGCACCAGCACCCGCCUUCAAUGCCGAGAAGGACCGCAGCCAUGUCCAGCCCCUCGUCAACCCCCGCGGUCCCGAGAUGGACGAGUCGUUCAUUGGCAAGACCGGUGGAGAGAUCUUCCACGAGAUGAUGUUGAGACACGACGUCAAGCACAUCUUUGGAUACCCCGGAGGCGCUAUUCUGCCCGUCUUCGACGCCAUCUACAACUCAAAAUACUUCGACUUCAUCCUCCCCAAGCACGAGCAGGGCGCCGGCCACAUGGCUGAGGGCUACGCCCGCGCCUCCGGCAAGCCUGGUGUCGUCCUCGUCACCUCCGGCCCCGGCGCGACCAACGUCAUCACCCCCAUGCAGGACGCCCUCUCCGACGGUACCCCCAUGGUUGUCUUCUGCGGCCAGGUCGUUACCUCCGCCAUUGGCAGUGAUGCCUUCCAGGAGGCCGACGUCGUCGGUAUCUCUCGCGCCUGCACCAAGUGGAACGUCAUGGUCAAGAACGUCGCUGAGCUCCCCCGCCGCAUUAACGAGGCUUUCGAGAUCGCCACCAGCGGACGCCCUGGCCCCGUCCUUGUCGACCUUCCCAAGGACGUCACUGCUUCCGUCCUGAGGAAAGCCAUCCCCACCGAGACCGCCCUUCCCUCUCUGCCCAGCCAGGCCAGCAGAGCCGCCAUGGCCCUGCUGAGCAAGCAGCUCAAGCAGUCUAUCCAGCGCGUUGCCGACCUUGUCAACGUUGCCAAGAAGCCCAUCAUCUACGCCGGCCAGGGUAUCUCCCAGUCCGAGGGCGGUGUCCAGAUCCUUAAGGAGCUUGCCGAGAAGGUUUCCAUCCCCGUCACCACCACCCUGCACGGUCUCGGCUCUUUCGACGAGCUCGACGAGAAGUCCCUGCACAUGCUGGGUAUGCACGGCUCUGCGUACGCCAACUCCGCCAUGCAGGAGGCCGACCUUAUCCUCGCUCUUGGUGCCCGUUUCGACGACCGUGUUACUCUCAACAUUGCCAAGUUCGCUCCUGGCGCUAAGGCUGCUCACGCUGAGGGCCGUGGCGGUAUUGUUCACUUCGAGAUUAUGCCCAAGAACAUCAACAAGGUCGUCCAGGCUACUGAGGCUGUCGAGGGCGAUGUCGCCUCCAACCUCAAGACUCUCAUUCCUCUCCUCGAGACAAGAUCAAUGGAGGACCGCAAGGAGUGGUUCGACAAGAUCCGCGCGUGGAAGAAGAAGUGGCCCCUGUCCGACUACGAGAGGGCUGAGCGUUCCGGCAUGAUCAAGCCCCAGACCCUCAUUGAGGAGCUCAGCAACCUCACCGCCGACCGCAAGGAGACCACCAUCAUUGCCACCGGUGUCGGUCAGCACCAGAUGUGGACUGCCCAGCACUUCCGCUGGAGGCACCCCAGAACCAUGGUCACCUCCGGUGGCCUGGGUACCAUGGGUUACGGUCUGCCCGCCGCCAUCGGCGCCAAGGUUGCGCGCCCUGAUGCCCUCGUUGUCGACAUUGACGGCGAUGCCUCCUUCAACAUGACCCUCACCGAGCUCUCCACCGCUGCUCAGUUCAACAUUGGCGUCAAGGUCAUUGUCCUGAACAACGAGGAGCAGGGCAUGGUCACCCAAUGGCAGAACCUCUUCUACGAGGACCGCUACGCCCACACUCACCAGAAGAACCCCGACUUCAUGAAGCUGGCCGACGCUAUGGGCGUCCAGCACCGCAGAGUCAUCAAGCCCGAUGAGGUCGUCGAUGCCCUCAAGUGGCUCAUCAACACCGACGGCCCUGCUCUCCUUGAGGUCGUCACCGACAAGAAGGUGCCCGUCCUGCCCAUGGUCCCUGCCGGCUCAGGUCUCCACGAGUUCCUGACAUGGGACGGAGCCAAGGACAAGAAGCGUCGCGAGCUGAUGCGCGAGAGAACGUGUGGUCUGCACGGCUAA